Molecule: messenger RNA, 521 nt
Organism: Peromyscus eremicus (cactus mouse)
Lineage: Eukaryota; Metazoa; Chordata; Mammalia; Rodentia; Cricetidae
Product: membrane-spanning 4-domains subfamily A member 6C-like
Exons: 4
Coding region: 15-521 (168 amino acids)
Biological process (GO): cell surface receptor signaling pathway
Cellular component (GO): trans-Golgi network; plasma membrane
Source: RefSeq, a predicted model, not a curated record
GAAGCUCCAUCACGAUGCCACAAAUUAUGACCAAUGAGACUGUCACAGUGAUUUCACCAAAUGGAGCCAACUUUCCCCAAACAGACAAGCCCCAGCCUACCGAGCAGAGGCAAGACAGCCUGAAGAAACAUCUAAAGACAGAGGUCAAAGUGAUUGCGGCGAUCCAGAUCAUGUGUGGUGUGAUGGUGUUGAGUCUCGGCAUCAUUUUGGCAUCUGUUCCCACAGUCCCACACUUUACACCAGUGUUUUCUGUCCUGUUAAAAUCUGGCUAUCCAUUUGUAGGAGCCUUGUUUUUUAUCAUCUCUGGAAUUCUGUCAGUUAUCACGAAGACAAAGUCAACAAAGUCUUUGGUGAGUACAAGAGUCACACCCCGCACUGAUGGUGAUGAAACCCAGACCCUUCAUGGCCAGGCUUUCCAUGUUGAAAUUACAAACUGGAAAUCCGUGGCUGAUAUGCAGCAGGCUCUGAUAAUUAACCUUGAUCAUCAACUUGACCUGACUGAGGAGCACCGAGGAGAUUAA